UAGAAGGGGCCGAGGCGUCCCCGGAGGCGGAGUCUGGGUAUUACCGUUGCUCCCAUCCAGAGAGGAUUUCUGGGGAGAACAAUAGAGACGUGAGCUGGGCUAGAAAGGCCGGAGAUCGGUAGGUGUAGCGGCUAGAGAGGCCGGAGGUUAAGUGAAGUCGGGCGGACCCGGAAUCCAGAGGAAACGGGACCAUGACUUAUGCUUAUCUCUUCAAGUACAUCAUCAUCGGGGACACAGGUGUGGGCAAGUCAUGUCUCCUCCUGCAGUUUACAGACAAGCGGUUUCAGCCUGUCCACGACCUCACAAUAGGCGUGGAGUUUGGGGCCCGUAUGGUCACCAUUGAUGGAAAGCAAAUCAAACUGCAAAUCUGGGAUACGGCUGGUCAAGAAUCCUUCCGUUCUAUCACCCGUUCCUACUACAGGGGAGCGGCCGGAGCCCUGCUGGUGUAUGACAUUACCAGGCGUGAAACCUUCAACCAUCUGACUUCAUGGCUAGAGGAUGCCCGGCAGCACUCUAGCUCCAACAUGGUCAUUAUGCUGAUUGGGAAUAAGAGUGAUUUAGAGUCUCGCAGAGAUGUGAAGAAAGAAGAAGGAGAGGCCUUUGCUCGGGAGCAUGGGCUUAUAUUCAUGGAAACCUCAGCCAAAACAGCUUGCAAUGUUGAAGAGGCCUUCAUUAACACAGCCAAAGAAAUAUACAGGAAGAUCCAGCAGGGUUUGUUUGAUGUCAGCAAUGAGGCAAAUGGCAUCAAGAUCGGCCCCCAACAGUCUAUUUCAACUCCAGUGGGACCCAGCACCCCCCAGAGGAACUCUGGUGACGCAGGCUCUGGCUCUGGCUGUUGCUGAACAUCUGGACUGAACUCUAUUUCCAACCCAGAACCGCUUCAGAUCAAUAAGCUUAAAGAAAGAGGUCUAACUUGCUUAGGUUGAAAAAAGCCUCUUUUCAAGGCAUGCUGUUUUGCCUUUCUACUUAAAAAAAAGAAAAGAAAAAAAAAAGAUCAGGGGAGAAUUGGGGCCCCUGUUCUUUCUUCAGGGUUGUGAGCAUUCCCUGCAGGUUAGGGCACUUAUCUUCCUAGUUUAAUUCCUACAAUGUUAUGCUCAAACUUGAUUGUUAUGGUAGUUCAAAAGUAAACACAUUGUUUUAUAAGAAUUUACAAUCUCGGGAGGUGGAGUGACAGUACAGUGGGUAGGGCACCUUGCACACCGUCAGCCUGGGGUUGAUCCCCGGCACCCUAUAUAUUUUACUGAACAUCACCAGGAAUGAUUUCCUGAGUGCAAAGCCAGGAGGGAGCCCUGAGCACUGCCGGGUAUGGCCUAAGAACCAAAAAAAAAAAAAAAUCACAAUCUGUUCCCCACCAAGAAUUAAUACCAAGUUUGUAGGACAUUCUCCUGAGCGCUUGAGAUGACUGGGAUCUGGCUGGCCUCUGGAUGGUAGAUAGGAGCUUCAUGGAGUGUUUUACUCUCUUGCCUUUGGGGUUCAUUUGCCACAUUAUCAGAAUUCUUGCAGCAGUACCUUCUACUGGAACUGUUCAAGGAGGCUUCAUACUUUUCUACCAUACACUGCUAGUUUUUCUGUUAGAGUCACUACAGAAGUUUGGAGAGCCCUGGAGUUGCUCCUAGUACUAUGGUCACGCACUAUAUUGUUCCUUAAAGAAACCACCUCUCCCUGCUCCUUGUGGUGUAAGGUCCAAUUGAGGUGUCUUUCACCAGACACACCCCUGCUGUUUCAACACACUCAUAUCUUAACUAGAUCUAUUUAGACUUUCUGUUCUAAUCAAGCUGAUCCACUUGCUGGACAUGGCAUGUUUACUCCCACUUCGCCUCUGCACAUGCUCUGCUAACAUUAUACUCAAAAGUCCAGUAAAUCUUUCAGAAAGCCUUCUUUGACCUUGGGACUUCUAGACAAUUAUUGACACAAUAGCGAACCUUAAUAGUAAGCUUUAGCUUUCAAAUGUUAUUCUUUCCUAUGUAUAUUUAUUUGUAUUGUGCUAUUUUGUAAAUAUGUUUUAUAGUUAAUUUUUGUGUGGUAUCUGUCUCCAUAUAGGUCGUGAGCUUGUUGAGAGAAGCAACCAUAUUUUCCUGUUACUUUUGUAAACCUCUUUCUCCACCAUUCCUUCACAGUGCCUAGUGCUACUCACAUGGGAUCACUGAGUUUGACUUCCAUAUGUAAAGACUUGGAAUAUGCUUAUUUUAGACUUCAGAGGAAACAAAAAGCUGAAGAGUCAUCUCUCUGUAACUUUAUCUCAUUGUCCCCCAUCUGUUUAUCCAGGAUUCUGUACUAACUUUCCCUUCUCUGCUCUCUUCCCUUUGGCUCUGCCUCUGUUCCAUACAACAUACAAUAAGGCUACCUGUUUCUCAUCAGUCCCCUACAUGGGUAUUUCUCCAGCCAUUCACCUUUUCAAGAGCAUCUAAUACUGGCCUCACCAGAUUUGCCUUUGCUUCACUCAUCAUGCAGCCUUCUGGGUCAGUUGCUUUGUUAUAUUGCCUUGAUACCCCCAUUUUCUUCUACAGCACUGAGGUCUCAAGAAUUUUUCUGAUUAUUUUUGUUGUUGUUGAUAAAUUGUUUUAUUAUUAAAUAUAUUCAUAUAUCCAAGCUAC
Molecule: messenger RNA, 2594 nt
Organism: Sorex araneus (European shrew)
Lineage: Eukaryota; Metazoa; Chordata; Mammalia; Eulipotyphla; Soricidae
Gene: RAB2B
Product: RAB2B, member RAS oncogene family
Exons: 8
Coding region: 192-842 (216 amino acids)
Cellular component (GO): Golgi apparatus
Molecular function (GO): GTP binding; GTPase activity
Source: RefSeq, a predicted model, not a curated record